AGGAAAGAACACCUCCUCACCUUUCCACCCGAGAGUAGGAGGAAAAUCAACAUCAAGCAUCAGCAGGAGCACUAGGAGAAGGAGAGCCGUGGUAGCAGCACUAAAAGAAGAACAAGAAUAAGGAGUGAUAGUAGUAAUAGUAAGAGGAGGCGAAGAGCCAAGUGAUGAUGACACAUGUCAACACCACCACCAUCACCAUCACCAACACUAGGAACAGUACGAGCAGCACCACCACCUCUGCCAUCGCCGCCGCUAUCUUCAUUACCACCAGCUCCACCACACUGAUGCCAUCGUGGAACCAGGUCAUUCUAUUUAAACCAUUUCAAUGACUUUCUCAACAUGUUUUUUAUCAUCAAGUCUUUGUUACUCUGUGGAUUAAUUUGUUUCGGAACUGUAUGUGCCACGCGGCAGUUGAUGUGCGAACACUGUAAUACAAAUGUAUGUAAUGGCACUAUAGAGUGUUUCGCUGAACCUGACAAACAUACUCACUGCUAUGCUACAUGGCGCAAUGGUUCCGAUGGAGUGGAGAUUUUAAUGAAAGGUUGCUGGCUUGACCAUGAGAAUUGUUACAAUAAGAUGGAUUGUGUCGCAUCUGAUUCGACAGCAAAUGUCUACUAUUGUUGCUGUGAGAGUGAAAUGUGCAAUCAAAAUAUCUCUUUUAAAGCUCUUCCACCACCCCCUACAGUUGCAGCAGUUACUAAAGAUCCUGUUGUUAUUAACAAGGACCCUAACAAAACACUGGUCACAAUCAUAUGCGCCCUCGUACCAAUUGCAGCUGCGUCCAUCUUCAUUAUUGUUAUGUUUUACAUAUGGCAGCACUAUGACUAUUUCCAGAGAUUCCAUCGGCCGGUUUAUCGAGAACAGAUACCUACCAUUGACCCAAAUGUCAUUUCUCCCAAUCAAUAUCUUCCAGUCCAACUGCUGGAACUAAUAGCUCGGGGACGGUUCGGGGCAGUGUGGAAGGCCAGUCUGGUCGAUGAAUAUGUCGCUGUAAAAGUGUUCCCACUGCAAGACAGGGAAUCGUGGCUCAACGAGCAGGAGAUUUACAGUUUGCCACAUAUAAGGCAUGAGAACAUUUUGCGAUUCAUCGCUGCCAAGCAAGACACAGUUAAGGGUGACUUGUGGUUGAUCACUGAAUAUCAUGAGAAAGGGUCACUCUGCGACUUCCUCAAAGGGAACUGCAUUUCCUGGAGUGAAUUGUGCAAGAUUGGUGAAAGUAUGGCACGUGGACUAGCUUUUCUCCACGAGGACAUCCCACUAGUCCGUGGGCAAGACUUUAAACCUGCUGUUGCUCAUCGAGACUUUAAGAGUAAAAACGUACUUCUAAAAUCGGAUUUAACAGCUCUAAUAGCUGACUUUGGUUUGGCAUUAAAGUUUGAUCCUUCAAGAGCUCCUGGAACCACUCAUGGUCAGGUUGGAACCAGAAGAUACAUGUCUCCAGAAAUUCUUGAAGGAGCUAUAACGUUCACACGAGAUGCAUUCAUUCGGAUUGAUAUGUAUGCAUGUGGUUUGAUUUUAUGGGAGCUUAUGUCUCGCUGUUCUGCUAUUGAUGUACCUGUUGAUGAAUAUCAAUUGCCAUUUGUGGAAGAAAUUGGUUUGCACCCUACAUUGGAAGAGAUGCAACAAAUUGUUGUCAUAAAGAAAAUACGUCCAGCAAUUAAAGAAAGUUGGCGAAAAACAGCUAACAUGGACUUAUUGUGUACGACGAUAGAAGAGUGCUGGGAUCAAGAAGCUGAUGCUCGUUUGUCGGCAAAGUGUGUUGAAGAACGAUUUAUUCAUAUGAUUUCAACAAAUAUAUCUACCUCAGAAGCAUCAACUCCAAGUAUCGUUAUUAUGCCUACUGGCCAAGAAAUUCCGUCAAAAGAAAGCAACAUCUGUUGAAGAGAGGGAAGGAAUUAAACACAUACAACACAACAUACACACACACACACACACACACGCACACACACACACACACACACACACUUGAAACAAGCAAACAAAAAAAAAACAAGAAAGAAGACAAAA
Messenger RNA from Octopus bimaculoides (California two-spot octopus), 2007 nucleotides. Its product is annotated as activin receptor type-2B. The record is from RefSeq and is a predicted model, not a curated record. Gene Ontology annotation, biological process: protein phosphorylation; cellular response to growth factor stimulus; activin receptor signaling pathway. Gene Ontology annotation, cellular component: plasma membrane; activin receptor complex. Gene Ontology annotation, molecular function: activin binding; activin receptor activity; ATP binding. NCBI's taxonomy places the organism in Eukaryota, Metazoa, Mollusca, Cephalopoda, Octopoda, Octopodidae.